Opisthorchis viverrini is the source of this 1047-nucleotide messenger RNA. RefSeq lists its product as hypothetical. Gene Ontology annotation, molecular function: zinc ion transmembrane transporter activity. Gene Ontology annotation, biological process: zinc ion transmembrane transport; intracellular zinc ion homeostasis. The record is from RefSeq and is a predicted model, not a curated record. Lineage: Eukaryota; Metazoa; Platyhelminthes; Trematoda; Opisthorchiida; Opisthorchiidae. The transcript has 7 exons. The coding region runs from base 1 to 822 and encodes 273 amino acids. Gene Ontology annotation, cellular component: membrane.
AUGGAAACUCUUGUACAUCAAAAUGUACCUGUGAUUUGCUUUUGUGCCUUGUCAGCGUUCGUUGUGGGAUUAAGUGGAAUUGUCCCACUAUUUUUUAUUCCCCUCACAACAGCAAAACAUUUAGAUCCCAAAGGAUUGAAGUCCCUGAAUCGUUGGCUGAGCUACGCAGCGGGAAGUUUGCUUGGCGAAGUUUUCAUCCAUCUCUUACCCGAGAUUUGGUCUAGUCACACUAGUAUGUUCUUUGUAUUUUCCUUGAAAAAUCAAAAUGUCACUGCUUUAGAUACCAAUCUUCUUUCCCUCAAAUGUCUAGUAGCUGGAUUGUUAUUUUUCUUCACUGUCGAAAAAAUAUUCGCACAGGAUACAGGAACCAAACAGGUGGACGGAUACCUAAACCUGUUUGCGAACAUCAUUGAUAAUUUUACUCACGGGAUCGCCAUCGGGGGAAGUUAUUUGGUGUCGUUCCGCCUCGGUCUCGUGACCACUCUCUGUAUUCUUAUUCACGAGAUUCCACACGAGAUGGGAGAUUUUGUCAUUCUCUUACGGAGUGGAUUCACUCGUUGGCAAGCUGUAAAAGGACAACUAACAACAGCUUCUGGAUGCCUGUUUGGUGCUAUGCUAGCAUUGGCUUUGAAUAACACGCCUUCAGGCUGGUCGGCUGAAUGGAUCCUACCGUUCACAUCCGGUGGUUUCCUGUAUAUCGCACUGGUUUCCCUCAUUCCUGAUCUACUUAAAGAGGGUUCGGCCAGGGAAUCACUGGUCCAUGUUAUCCUAAUCCUGCUGGGUCUCACCACCAUGUUAGUGAUGGCUAUGGCACUGGAUUAAUCGAACUACGAAACCCUACGUCUGGAACUUUUGAUUUCGCACCAAACCACGGUCCAGAGCUGGUUUGAAAAUUGUAUUUGUUGACUUCAUAUUCUUGUUUUUUCUACAUUGUCAGCUGAUUACUUCUGAUGGAUAGGACGUUGUUUAUGUGAAUAUGACGAAAUCCGAGGACUCCUUUUUUUCCUUUCAUGAUUUUUAUGCCGGUACUGCGUUCCCAUGUCCGGC